Molecule: messenger RNA, 3828 nt
Organism: Salmo salar (Atlantic salmon)
Lineage: Eukaryota; Metazoa; Chordata; Actinopteri; Salmoniformes; Salmonidae
Product: phosphomannomutase 1
Biological process (GO): GDP-mannose biosynthetic process; protein N-linked glycosylation; mannose metabolic process
Cellular component (GO): cytosol
Molecular function (GO): phosphomannomutase activity
Source: RefSeq, a predicted model, not a curated record
UUGUUGCAAAAUAAACCUGAGACGUGUCGAGCUGCCUGUGAUGAUUAACUGAAUUCGAUCGAAAACGGUGGCAGAACUAUUCUUAUGUCUGAGGAUAAGCUACAGUUCAACAACUACUGGAUAUGGUUUGUCGUUAUCUACUAGACCGCAUGGCAUAAAUGAUUCAUCCAACUAGUGGUAGGCAAUACAUUUUACAGUUUACCGUAUUGUAGCCUAGACAGUAGUCUUUGUUUUGCAUUAGAGGCAAGAUCAGAAAAUUGUCACUCUUUCCCAGAAUAUUUCUUACACAUUAGUAACAUUAUCAUUACUUACACAAUAGUAACACUAUCAUUACUUACACAUUAGUAACACUAUCAUUGCAAAAUAAGAAAUGGAUGAAUCAAAUGGUUCUUCAAAAAGGACUAUUCUGUGUUUAUUUGACGUGGACGGCACUCUAACCCCACCGAGAGAGAAAAUUGACCCUAAGCUGGAUGAGUUUUUCCAAUCUCUGCGCAGGAAAGUGAAGAUCGGCAUAGUGGGCGGAUCAGACUACUCAAAGAUCGCAGAACAGCUGGGGGAGGGAGAUGAAGUGAUACAGAAGUUUGACUAUGUGUUUGCUGAGAAUGGCACGGUGCAGUACAAAGAUGGGAAGCUCCUUUCCAAACAGGCCAUCCAGAACCAGAUAGGAGAGGAACUACUACAGGACCUCAUUAACUUCUGUCUCAGCUACAUGGGGCUGAUCAAGCUGCCCAAGAAAAGGGGCACCUUUAUCGAAUUCCGCAACGGAAUGCUGAACAUCUCCCCCAUUGGCCGGAGCUGCACACUUGAGGAGCGAAUCGAAUUCUCUGAAAUUGACAAGAGAGAGAAAAUCCGGGAGAAGUUUGUUGCGGCCCUGCAGGAGGAGUUUGCUGGGAAGGGUCUACGAUUUACUAGAGGCGGUCUCAUCAGUUUUGACGUAUUCCCUGAAGGCUGGGACAAGAGGCUCUGUCUGGACGUGCUGGAGGGGGAGGGCCUGGACACUAUCUACUUCUUUGGCAACGAGACGUCGUCUGGGGGAAACGACUAUGAGAUCUUCAACGACCCGCGCACCAUUGGUUUCACAGUAUACUCACCAGAGGACACAGCCAGGCACUGUCGAGAGAUUUUCUUCAAAGCUCCCGCCAAUGAGUCGUGAUAAAUCGUGCAGCAGGCACUCUCACAGUCAGCUUCCCCUGGGCUCCCCCUGUUGUUCAGGGCAGGUACUAAGAGCACCUGAAGGAGAAGAGGUGGAAAUGGGACGUAAACCACUACAGAUUUGUUAAGUAAUCAAUGCAUUGUUGUUGUAUAAUAUUAUUCUAACUAGCACUGGACACAUAAAGGGAUCAUCAGUAAUUCACAUUAGAUGGACUCCCAUUGAAAUUACUAUGAGAUGUGGACAGAUCUGCUUUUUUACAGGGAUGGUAGCUCAAACAAUGUGAGGAAGUGUACUUAUGUUUUCAGUUUUUUUAUCAUGACUAAGUGUUUCUCUAAGGUUUUAAUGUAAUAUCUGACUGUUUAACAUCUAUCAACCCAAUGUUAUUUGUAGUGUGUCCCUGUAUUUGUAUGUAACAUAAAAUUAACCAAAAUGUCUUAUAGGACCUCCUGUAAGACAAUCCUCUUUUGUGAAUAUCAUGUGAAGAUUUAUGUACAUUUUGAGUAUAUAAUGUAAUAAUUCACUUGUCUUUUGCACUAAUAUUGAUACAGUUAUCUGACAAACUGGGUUUUGGAUCAUUUGUUUUCUUUGUGGAUGUAGAAAGUGACUAGUGUUGUCUUUGAACAAAAUGGAGCGAGACAGAAGAGAGAAAAAUCGUUUUUUCCCUCUGUGCCAGUCCACUUUCAGAUUAAGUGCCUAUAGAAAGUCUGCACCCCCUUGAAUUCGUUUCACAUUUUGUUGUGUUACAAAAUGGGAUUGAAAUAGAUUUAUUGUAAUUGUUUAUCAAGUUUUUUACAAAUGGAGAAGAAAAAAAUGUAUACUAAAAUAUAAUAAUUCCUUAAGUAUUCACCCCCUUUGUUUAGGCAAGCCUAAAUUAGUUCAGAAGUCAAAUGUGGCUUAACAAAUCACAUAAUAAUUUAUAUGGACUCCCUGUACUCUGUGUGAAAUAAUAAGGGUUGACAUUAUAUUUUUUUAUGACCACGUCUUCCUCUGUCCUCCCAGGGCUUUUUCGAAAGCUUCAAAAAUAAAGGGCAGUGAUUGGUAGAUGGGUAACAAUAACAUAUCAGACAUUGAAUAUAUCUUUAAGCAUGGUCAAGCUAAGAAUUAAGUUGUGGGUGAAGCAUUAAACCACCCAGACACAUCAGUCGUCCUUCUGAACUGAGCUGCAGGACAGGAAGGAAACUGAUCAGGGACGUCACCAUGAGGCCAUUGGGGAUUUUAAAACAGCUACAGAGUUCAAUGGCUGUAAUGGGAGAGAACUGAGGAUGGAUCAGCAACAUUGUAGAGUCUCCACAAUAAUGACCUAAGUGACAGAGUGAUACAAAUAAUACAAAUAUACAGAAUAAAAAUAUUACAAAACAUGCAACAAGGCACUAAAGUAAUACUGCAAAAAAACACGGCAAAGUCUUAUGUUUGGGGCAAAUCCAACACAACACAAUACUGAGUAAUUGCCUUCAUGGUAUGGGUAUGCUUGACGGCGGCAAAGACUGGGGAGUUUUUCAGGAUGAAAACAAAUGGGAUGGAGCUAAGCACAGGCAAAAACCUAUAGGAAAACCUGCUUCAGUCUGCUUUACACCAGACACCGGGAGAGGAAUUCACCUUUCAGCAGGACAAUAACCUACAACACAAAGCUGAAUAUACACUGGAGUAGCUUACCAAGGAGACAGUGAAUGUUCCUGAAUGGCCAAGUUACAGUUCUGACUUAAAUCUGCUUGAAAAUCUAUGGCAAGACUUGAAAAUUGCUAUCUAGCCAUGAUCUCCAACACCUUGACAGAGCUUGAAUAAUGGGAAAAUGUUGCAUAAUACAGGUGUGCAAAGCUCUUAUGAGACUUACCCAAGAUGACUCAAAGCUGUAAUCGCUGUCAAAUGUGUUUCUAACAUGUAUUGACUCAGGGGGGUGAAUACUUAUCUAAUCAAGGUAUAUAAAAAGAAAUGUUCAAAUUUUUUCUUUCUCUUUGACAGAGUAGUUUGUGUAGAUUGUUGACAAAAAAAUUACAAAUCAAUUUUAAUUCAACUUUGUAACACAAUAAAAUGUGAAGAAAUCCAAGGAGGGUGUAGACUUUCUACACAAAAGGGUUCUUCAGCUGUCCCCAUAGGAGAACCCGUUUCGGUUCCAAGUAGAACCCUUUUUUAUUCCAGGUAGAACUCUUUUGGGUUCCAUGUAGAACCCUUUGUGGAAAGGGUUCAAUCUGGAACCAAAAAGGUUUCUUCAAAGGGUUCUCCUAUGGGGACAGCCGAAAAAACCUUUUAGAAUCUAGAUAUCACCUUUUUUUCUAAGUGUUUAGACACUGUAGGGAGAAGUCUUACCUCAUCUAUGCAAUUACAUAUAAAUUAUUCCUGCUACUUCAGUCUGCACCACUAUAAGAAAUGGAUCUCACCAAUGGCUUAUACACCCUUUACAUUACCGACCCAGUAUAUUCACAGGUACACAUCCUUUAGUUGUAUCAAAUCAAAUCAAAUUGUAUUAAAAGGUUAAUGCCGUCUGCUACAAAUAUAAUAAUCUGUAUGUCUUCACCCUUCUACCAAAGGCCAUUAGACCUUCCUGAAUGACAAAGGUCCAGUGGACUCACUUGUACAGUUUGAUCGACAUACACUAAUUGUAAAAUCAUCAUGUGAUUGUUGAGUACUGUAUUCAUUUGAACUAUGUUAAUUGUAAUAAAUUAUUUUAUAUCAUUGUG